GUUUACUGAGGAGGAUGUAACGUUAGCUGCGGUCGGUCAUGGCUCCCAGACCGCGUAUCCCAGUGCAAUAGUAAAGAAAUACAUUGUCUCUGUUUAUAACAGAGAAGUGCAUUUUUAGGAUACAUAUGUUUACAAUUUCAGUUUAAACCCGAAUUUUAUCUCAUUUAUAUUCGAGCGGGCUAUGGAUGUGCAGGUUGCAAACCAUUGCAGCAUCACCUCUGCAGCAAAGGCGAGCAUCGCGCAGAAUGCCGCUGAAUGCGGGAUCGCCAACACAGCAAAGAAGAAAUCCCGCUCCAGGAGAGGCAGGAGAGGCAAGCGACGGAGGGGCAAGAAGGCCAACGAGCCUCCGCCGUUUCUACCACCGGAGGCUGAAGAGGGAAACAUUGAAUACAAGCUGAAGCUGGUAAACCCCACACAGUAUCGGUUCGAACACUUGGCCACGCAGUUGAAGUGGCGCCUGCAGGAGGGCCGCGGGGAGGCCGUGUAUCAGAUUGGGGUGGAGGAUAACGGUCUGCUGGUUGGACUCACAGAAGAAGAUAUGAAAGCUUCACUCAAGACACUUCGCAGAAUGGCUGAGAAGGUUGGAGCCGAUAUCACGCUCCUUAGAGAGAGGGAGGUGGACUGCGAUAGAGCGCGACGGAAAAUCGCUGAAGUUCUUGUGCGGAAAGUUCCAGAUGACCAGCAGUUCCUGGAUCUCCGUGUGGCUGUUCUGGGUAACGUGGACUCAGGGAAGUCAACUCUGCUGGGGGUGCUGACUCAGGGCGAGCUGGAUAACGGACGGGGCAGGGCCAGACUCAACCUCUUCAGACACCUGCAUGAGAUUCAAACCGGACGGACGUCCAGCAUCAGUUUUGAGAUCCUGGGGUUUAACAGCAAAGGAGAGGUUGUAAACUACAGUGACUCCCGUACAGCAGAGGAGAUCUGUGAGAGCUCUUCUAAGAUGAUCACUUUUAUUGACCUGGCUGGUCAUUAUAAGUACUUGAAGACCACUAUAUUUGGCCUGACAAGCUACUGCCCAGACUUUGCCAUGCUGGUGGUGGGAGCCAAUACUGGCAUUGCUGGCACAACUAGAGAGCAUCUGGGUCUGGCGAUGGCACUGAAGGUGCCCAUAUUCAUUGUGGUGAGUAAGGUGGACCUCUGCGGUAAAAGCACAGUGGAGAAAACGGUUCGUCAGUUGGAGAGAGUGCUCAAACAGCCUGGCUGCAACAAAGUCCCAAUGGUGGUGUCCAACCCUGAUGAUGCCGUCACGGCUGCACAGCAGUUUGCACAAUCCUCCAGUGUGACGCCCAUCUUCACCCUCUCCAGUGUGUCUGGGGAGAAUCUGGACCUUCUGAAGGUCUUUUUCAACAUUCUUCCUCCUCUGAGCAACAGCAAGGAGCAAGAGGAGCUCAUGCAGCAGCUCACGGAGUUCCAGGUGGAUGAGAUUUACAGUGUUCCUGAUGUAGGAACAGUAGUUGGUGGAACACUGUACAGUGGUGUGUGUCGUGAAGGAGACCGGCUGGUUGUGGGUCCCACCGAUGAUGGGCGGUUCCUGAGGUUGAAGGUGUGCAGUAUCCACAGGAAUCGUUCUGGCUGCCGCGUGCUAAGAGCCGGACAGGCCGCCACACUUGCACUUGGGAACUUUGAUCGCUCAUUACUACGAAAGGGCAUGGUCAUGGUGAGUCCCAAAAUGAACCCUACAAUUUGCUGGCAGUUUGAGGCCGCUAUAGUCCUCCUGUUCCACGCCAAGACUUUCCGCCGUGGUUUCCAAGUCACAGUGCACGUGGGGAAUGUAAGGCAGACCGCCACGGUGGAGUGUCUGCUUGGAAAGGAGGAGCUGCGGACAGGCGAGAGAGCCGUAGUGUGUUUCAGAUUCUUAAAGCACCCUGAGUACUUGCGCGUGGGAGCCAAGUUGCUCUUCAGAGAGGGGGUGACCAAAGGCAUUGGACACGUGACGCACCUCCUACCCUCCACCCAGAACCACGUGCCUGAUCAGAACCGCAACCAGAACCACAGUUAGACACAUCGCGAGUGACACCAUUAAUCAAAAGAGGACAUUUGAUUGCAUCUGCAGUCGUUUCCUGUCCUUGCCUUGAGUUUGCAUCCCCUAGUUCAAUCGUGCACCUUUCAUUUCCACUCUGUAGAUUUGCCUAUAAUAAUUGCAGAUUUGCUCGUGUGUAAAUGCUCUUGGCUCCUGUGACAUUUGAACUGUUGAUUAGAGUAUAUAUCUGCUGGGUGUAAUGGAACUCGGAAACCUCUCCUAUUUUUGCACACAUGCGUGUUUGACAUCUCAAGUUAAAGCUGUCUGACCUUGAGUGAAGCAUUUGGGAGUCGCUAUGUUGGGUAUCUGGUGCAGAUUUCUGCAGGAGCUCCUGCCUGCAGACUGCAUUAUAGAUAUGAGAACAAAAUCAUAGCAUUGGAAAAUAAUUUUUUUCAGCUGUACUUAUGUCUUGAGGUCCUCAGUGAUAUUAAAUACAUGACAUUACCCCAGGAGAUCUGACAACACUUUAGGUCUUCAACCUUGUUCCUGCAGACCAGGGGUCCUCAACUCUGGACCUCGAGAUCCACUUUCCUGCAGAGUUUAGCUCCAACCCUAACCAAACACGCCUGAACAAGCUAAUCAAGGUCUUCAAGAUUACUACAAAGUUGCAGGUAGGUGUGUUUAAUCCAGGUUGAUGCUAAUCUCUGCAGGAAAGUGGAUCUCGAGGUUCAGAGUCAAGGAUCCCUGCUGUAGACCCACUGUCCUGCCAAGUUUAGCUAAUGUACAACCCUAAUCACAUACAGCUGGACCAGCUAAUCAAGGUCUUCAGGGUCACUUGAAAAAUCACAGGCCAGGUGUGCUGAAUCAGGUUGGAAAUUAAAUUUGAAGGACAGUGCAGUCCAAGAGCAGGGUUAAAGGCCUACUGUAGGUCUUAAACUCAAAGUAUACUUAAAUUUGGCACGACAGCUGAGUGUUUGCAUAUAGCUGAAUACAUAGCUUUUCAAAGCAUACUCCAUUUGAUGGCCAGUUAGUGUAAGAAAAAUUAAAGCCGCAUAUGUGAUUUGAGUGUACGGCAUGUAUGGCUCAGUGGUAGAGCAUUGCGUUAGCAGCGCAAAAGGUCAUAGGUUCAAUUCCCAGGGAACACACAUACUGGUAAAAAAAAAUUAAAUGUAUAGCCUGAAUGCACUGUAAGUUGUUUUGGAUAAAAGCGUCUGCUAAAUGCAUAAAUGUAAACGGUGACGAAAUUUACGUCUGCACGCCCCAGUUUACACAUAAUAAUCCAAGCUGAGCUAACCACUGUAUGAUUUCUACAGUCCUUUACGAUCGUUGCUUGUCAGUUUGUAUGAUAUACGUUGUAUCUAUGAUUUGUCAGAAAGGCUAUUAGUCAGAAUAUGUGAACAUGAUACAUAAAGCGAAAUUGUCUUGAAUGGAAAAACUGUAGCUGAAAUCAUACAGUAAUGCGAGGCUGGCUGUAGUCACAAAUGGAAACAAGAUUGUGAUGGACAAAAAGUAUAUUCCAUUUAACACGUUGUAGUUUUACAGUUGUUCCAUUAUGACUGAACGAAAUUGAAAUUUCAAAAGUUGAAAAUGGUGAACGAAAAAUGGGCGUAACAUGUUAAUGAAACUUAAAAUGCCAGAUUUUAAUUUAAAUGAAUCCGACAAUCCCAAAAUUGUUUUGCAAAAGAUUUACACAUCAAUUUUAAGGUUCAUGAAUAAAUGAACACAGUCUUGUUUUUGUUCACUUGAUGUUGUACCAUUUCAGUACAUUUGUUGGUGUGAUUGAAUAUCGCCCCCUAUCUUCAGGACAGAAGAGGUAACCGAAAGGGAAUUUUUGGAGCUCUAGGGUUGUAGGAACAGUCAGGCAUGAUUGUUUUUUCCACUAGCUGGAUUACAUUGUGCCUAAUUCUAAAUGUAUUCACAGAUGACAAAAACAAAAUUGUGCAUAUUGCACAGUUGUUUGUUAGCAAAUAAGGUUUAGGUCAUAUUUUAUGGCUUACAGGAUUAACUGGGUUAAACUUAUGGCAGCUUUGUGUGAUGGGCAUUUGUCUUGAGCAUGCACAGGAACCCAGAUAACCAUUGUGUUGUGUGUCUCAUUCACUCCUUUCAAGAUAUUGUGCAAUUGCAAAAAUAUUGAAUGUACUGCUAAUGUAUAAAAGCUCAUUUCAUUUAACAGUAUUAAACAGUGAGCGUCAGUAAUGAAGCUUGAGCAGAACGCAUUUACAAGUGUAAAUAAUUUGUAAAACCUUGUUUUUACAUUAGAAAUUCAUUCUGCUUUUGUUUUAUAAAUGAGGCCCAAUUGCUUUCAUAACUUCCGCUGUUGGUUAACAGUGCAUGUUGUGCUUACACAAAUAACAAUUAAUAUUGUCUGAUGUGCAGCUGGUGUGCUUUAUUACAUUUGAGAUGUAUCUUCAUUUCAUGCACUUCUGCAAAAAGGCUUCAAAAACCUAGAAACCAGACUAGUUAUCUAUUGCUUUGCUAUUAGUUCCGAUGUAAUAAAGAAUCACAUGGUUUAUUGAGGAAA
Cyprinus carpio (common carp) is the source of this 4481-nucleotide messenger RNA. RefSeq names its product GTP-binding protein 2-like. Gene Ontology annotation, molecular function: translation elongation factor activity; GTP binding; GTPase activity. Lineage: Eukaryota; Metazoa; Chordata; Actinopteri; Cypriniformes; Cyprinidae. The record is from RefSeq and is a predicted model, not a curated record. Gene Ontology annotation, biological process: translational elongation.